Mus pahari (shrew mouse) is the source of this 2969-nucleotide messenger RNA. RefSeq names its product interleukin 1 receptor associated kinase 2 (gene Irak2). The transcript has 13 exons. The record is from RefSeq and is a predicted model, not a curated record. Lineage: Eukaryota; Metazoa; Chordata; Mammalia; Rodentia; Muridae. The coding region runs from base 61 to 1941 and encodes 626 amino acids. Gene Ontology annotation, cellular component: nucleus; cytoplasm; plasma membrane. Gene Ontology annotation, biological process: interleukin-1-mediated signaling pathway; intracellular signal transduction; protein phosphorylation. Gene Ontology annotation, molecular function: protein binding; protein kinase activity; ATP binding.
GCCCUUUACUAGGGAAGCCGGGGCCCUUCGCCACAGGCUCAGUCGCCGGGCAGCUUCGCCAUGGCUUGCUACAUCUACCAGCUGCCGUCCUGGGUGCUGGACGACCUGUGCCGCAAUAUCGACACGCUCAGUGAGUGGGACUGGAUGCAGUUCGCUUCCUACGUGAUCACAGACCUGACCCAGCUGAGGAAGAUCAAGUCCAUGGAGAGGGUCCAGGGGGUGAGCAUCACCCGGGAGCUGCUGUGGUGGUGGUCCAUGCGGCAGGCCACGGUCCAGCAGCUGGUGGACCUCCUGUGUCAUCUGGAACUCUACCGAGCUGCCCAGAUUGUCCUGAGCUGGAAGCCGGCUCCUGAGAGCACAUCUCCGCUCCCAGCCUUCCCAGAGGCUGUGAAGCCAGGGGCUGUGGCUACUUCUAGAAGAAACCUCAAGGAUGAACAGGAGAAGGUCCGGCCUGUGAAGCCACACUCCUUUCUGGACACAGGGCCCACCAUGGCUGGGGCCCAGCAGCAGGCCUCAUGUCAGCGUCCGUGCAAGGCGGAUGCGCCUUGUUCCCUGAAAACUGAUGCACCCGACUCUCCCCAGUCUAAGUAUCGCAGCACUUCCACAUCCGCCCCCAAGCAGGAAAGGCUUUUGAGUUUGUCCAGAGACAGGCUUUUCUGGAGUGAAGUGGAUGUCGUCCAAGCAACUGAGGACUUUGACCAAAGCCACCGAAUCAGCGAGGGCACCUUUGCUGAUAUCUACCGGGGUCAAAGGAACGGUGUGGCCUUCGCCUUCAAGAAGCUCAGGGAGGUGGCCAGCUCGAGUCCAGGGUCCAUGGACAGAUUCCUACAGGCAGAGAUGCAGCUCUGCCUCAGAUGCUGUCACCCCAACAUCCUACCUCUGCUGGGUUUCUGCACUGGAAGACAGUUCCACAGCCUCAUCUACCCCUACAUGGCAAACGGUUCUCUGCAGGACAGACUCUGGGCUCAGGGCAACUCAGACAUGCUGCCCUGGCCACAGCGGGCCAGCAUCUGCUCAGGGCUGCUUCUAGCCGUGGAGCACCUGCAUAGCCUGGACAUCAUCCACAGCAAUGUAAAGAGUGCCAAUGUUUUGCUGGACCAGCAUCUUAACCCCAAGCUGGCUCAUCCGGUAGCUCAUCCGUGUCCCGACAAUAAAAAGACCAAAUAUACCGUCAUGAAGACUCACCUGUUCCAGGCCUCAGCUGCAUAUCUGCCUGAAAACUUCAUCAGAGUGGGGCAGCUGACCAAGCAGGUGGACAUCUUCAGCUGUGGAAUUGUAUUGGCCGAGGUCCUGACCAGCAUCCCUGCGAUGGACAAGGACCGUAGUCCAGUUUACCUGAAGGAUUUGCUUCUCAGUGAGAUUCCCAGCAGCACUUCCUCAGUCUGCUCCAGGAAGACCAGCAUGGGGAAGGCAGUGGUGAAAGAGAUCUGCCAGAGGCACGUGGAGAGGAGAGCAGGGCUGCUGCCUGAGGCCUGUGAGGAAGCCUGGGCCAUCGCUGUGAGUGUCUGCCUGAGGAGGCGCAAUGCCAGCGUGGAGGAGGCUCGAGUCUCCAUGGCCAGGGUGGAGGAGCGCCUCCGAGGGCAGCUGUCCCUUCCCUGGAGCAGGGCUUCUGAGGCCACGGGCUCGUCUUCCAAUACCCCAGAGGAAACAGACGACGUGGACAAUUCCAGCCUCAGCAUCCCCUCUUUGGUUAUGAUGGCAUCCUGCCCAGGGACAGCUCCCUCUCCACUCUCCACGGGACAUGGAACAGCACAGCCAUCCACCAGUGGGGGACAGGAGGCCGACUCCUCGUCAGAGGCUUGCGCAGGCCCACAGACACCCCAGGACGCUACAGAGACUUCAUGGAAAAUUGAGAUCAAUGAAGCCAAAAGGAAACUGAUGGAGAACAUCCUACUCUAUAAAGAAGAGAGACUGGACAGCAGCGAGCUCUUUGGACCCUGAUGACCAGAGCACGGCUGAAGACCCUUAUUCUCAACUGGACAGACAAAUGUCCGGGGCAAGGAAGAGGUCUUUGGCUGCCCAAGGUCUGUUGAGACCCAUACAACCCAAACAUCAGCCUGAACAGAAGGAAACAUGGUUUCAUCAGAGUCGAGUUGCAGGGAGCGGGGCAGGGGACCUCAAUUUACACAGACACCAUAUCCAGAAAGCACUCCUCCUCCCUGAGACGUCUUAGUUAGAGGGCUGUGAAGUGGAACGCCUUGUAUGUGAUCCAAGGAUUUGGGUUGUUUUGUGGUUCCGGGAAACCCGCGUUGAUGACCACCUCAAGAGAUGCUGUUGCCCCAAAACCUCUUAGUUCUCCACAAUGAACAGAGCAAUCCUGCAGCAUCCGUGGCGUUUUCCAGAGUUAUCAGCUGUCAGUCAUAAUUGCAGACAGCUUUCUGCAAAUUCUCACUUCUUAAAAGACCUUCAGCCGGUGUUUCCGCAAUGGUUGACUCUGCUCUUAAGUUCAGGACUGCAAAAGCAGGACCGUUGGCAAAGGACUCUGUAGACUUUCUCCUUCUUCAGUUGGUGAUCCUGUAAGUCACCAGUAUUUAGGAAGUGCCUGCUUUUCACCUUCGACCUCCCAUCACGCCCAUAUUUAUUUUAACGGAGACUCCGAGGUUGUGUGUUAUUUAUAGCUCAGUGAAGAAGCAUGAGGAACAGUCUCACGUUUGAUUCUGCUGCUAGUUAAGUCAAUCACUUGGUGGGUGGUAGCUUGGUAUCCUUGUAAGAUAACCCUACUCUGUUCUCCCUGGGGAAGAAUGGAGCUGCUCUAGUCAGCUCUUGGGAGGAUAGUGCAGUGGCUACAGAAGCACUUUGAUAACGUAUCUGUUCUGUGUUCUAAAUGAAGUAAAAGGUAUGUAGUUCAUGGUUCUGCCAUGUAGAAAAUGAUUAUGAAGUGAAUGUAUUUUUGAAAAGUCACAUUGCAAACCUGUUUUGUAAAACAAAGCUAUUUCUAAUUCACUAUUUAAAAAAAAGAACUCCAUUAU